Messenger RNA from Scylla paramamosain (green mud crab), 1825 nucleotides. RefSeq names its product low-density lipoprotein receptor-like. Lineage: Eukaryota; Metazoa; Arthropoda; Malacostraca; Decapoda; Portunidae. Gene Ontology annotation, cellular component: plasma membrane. The coding region runs from base 88 to 399 and encodes 103 amino acids. The record is from RefSeq and is a predicted model, not a curated record. The transcript has 3 exons. Gene Ontology annotation, molecular function: protein binding.
AGAGUAUAAAAGACAUUGUCACCACUCUGUCGCACUAUCUCACCCCGUCUCUCCGUCUCUCUCACCCUGCCAUCCCCUGCACCAGCCAUGCCGCGCCUCUUCGUCUCCCUGUUGAUCCUGCUGGUGGCCGCCGCCGUCUAUGUUAUGGCAGCCCCCAGAUCGUGUUAUGCAGGGUACUUCCAGUGUGCUGAGGGCCUGUGCAUUCCCGAGGCGCUGGUGUGUGACGGGGAGCUCAACUGUAUUGCUGGGAAUGACGAAGAGAACUGCGCGCGUGAAGGCAAGGCACGUAGCUGCUUCCCAGGGUACUUCCAGUGUGCCUUAGGUAACUGUAUCCCCGGCAAUCUUGUGUGUGACGGGGAACUCAACUGUGUGACGGGCAACGACGAGGCCUUCUGCUGAGCUCUGCCUGGCCCGGUGCGCGCAACUCCUACGCAUUACUACCUUCCGUUCAGCAUCGUGGAGUGCGGAGUCUUUGUCAUGGUGUUUUCCUUGGAUUUUUUUAUGGGUAAUUUGUUUGUUAGGAAGCCACCUGCCAUGGGGGUAAACUCGCUGUCUCUUGAACCUCAGACUGAAAGCAGGUAUAAAUGUUUUAGGUAUGUACUAGCUGGAUUUUUAUUUAUUUGUUUAUUUAUUUAUUUAUUUUUUUCAUUUGGGAUAUUGUGACGUAUUUUAUAUUUUAGUAAUUCUUCCUUGUAUUUUAUCUGCAUCAUUAGACAGAUUUAUGGAUGGGGAUGAUAGGUGGAAAUAGGCAGGCGUGCUUCAUACUGGGACUGCCACAUGUAGACCUUGUGGCUUCUUGCAGCUUCCUUUAUUUCCUAGUAUUAUUAGUGGUGGUCAGCCCGGAAUCAGCUUUUCUGAGGGGAUUCUUAUUUAGGGAGUGGCACACUGAACAGGCUUUCAUCUCCGUAGUUGUCGUCCUCUCAGCCAGCUUCAUUCACUUAAAAAGUCGUCUCAUUUGUGUCUAGGUACCUGAGUGUGGGUCCCUCAAGGCGCUCAUACUGCUGGGGACAGUUUAAGCUUUAUCUUGCACGUUUUUCAAUGGAUUUUUUUUUUUUUUUUAUACUGGCAGUGCUUUUAUAGACAUCUUCAGUAUCCCCACCGAAAACUAACGUGUAGUGGUGUCAAGACUUAGUAGUGCUGAGAGAGAGAGAGAGAGAGAGAGAGAGAGAGAGAGAGAGAGGGAGGAGGGGAGCUACGAAGGGCACUCGCACUCAUAGGAAAUAAUGCAGGUGGGGCAGUAGAAGAACCUUUAUUAAACUUUUAUAUUUAAGAAUUUGAGUUUUUGGGUAUUUUAGUGGUGGGAAAAUGUGCAUGCUCUCUCUGUCUCUCUCUGAGAAAACCAACACUUGUAUCCUCUCACUGUGGUGGUUACAUGAACAUAACACACUCCAUUAGUCUGAUGGUGGUGUGUAGACUAAAAUCCUUUGUACUUUGCAUGUAACUAAUAAACUUUGCACUAAUGCUGUAGAAAUAAUAGAUGUAAGUUUGCAUGUAACUCAGAGAAAUAUACAAACUGAUCUAAUGAUGUAAUAAUUAGAGACUUUGUUGCAUGUAGCUACCAAAGAAAAUGCAAAAUAACUACUAAAGAAAAUAUAGACUACCUAACUACUAAAGAAAAAUAGAGAAUACCUAAUGUAAUUGUAAAGAUAUCUAUACAGUCAAACCUAAGUAGUAAUAAUAGAUGUAUUUUUUUGCAUGCAGCUAAUAAAAAAAUACACACACACACACACAUUACUUGAUGCUCUGUAGUAUAAUGAUAGAUGCACUGUACUUUAUUUGCAGGUGACUAAUAAAAGUACCUAUUCUCCACUACCUCACUAAAUAA